CGCUAUUUUUGGUGCUACCCGCUUAGACUUCUAUUUUCGUCUUCUUCAGGGGCUGGACAUACCAAGUUGCUUGCGAUAACUAAUUAUUUCUCCCUCACUUGUAGCCUACUGACGAAUCUCAUCCUUGGCCACCGGUCUCUUUCCCUGUAUGUUACUCGACAGUCAUUUCACAAAUAGGCUUCACAGGACUAGUAACAUACGACAUUGGCUUUUUGGAGGAAUAUUUAUCAUGUGGAUUUAGAACCUGUUGCGUUGUUGUGACAUUCUUACAAGAUGGAAUCACGGCGUCGGGACCUACGGUAGACAAAGCCCGACGGGACAGCUUUUUAUCAAGUGUCAGAGUCCUCGGUGUCGGCGCCCCUGGGGUCAGUCCCCAUGGACCUGCGUGUGACGGAGCGUGUGAUGCGGCCGGGUUCGGACACAGCCCUGCUGACCCCCCUGCACCCCCCGCUGCUCCUCAGCCCCUUCUCCCCCCAGCCCUGCACCCCUUUCUCGCAGCAGCAGCUGCACCAGCACAUACGGUUCAACAUGGAACAACGGAGACGUGAGCAGGAGCAGGAGAAACAGCAAGAGCUGCAGCAGCUGUGGCACAAGGACAAGAGCCAACAGAGUGCUGUGGCCAGUUCCCUGGUGAAGCAGAAACUCCAGGAGGUGAUUCUGAAGAAGCAGAAACAACAAGCCCUGGGAAGAACCAGCUCCAACCCUCUCAGUGGUCCCCCUGUGGGCUACAGGGAGCUGGCUCCAGACCCCAGUGGGCCGCCCCAGCCUCUAGUGUCCUCCCCCGCACAGGGUUCCAGCGACGGCUCAGAUGACACUCCUCUACGCAGGGCAGCCUCAGAGCCCAACCUGAAGGUGAAACACAAGCUGAAGAAACACCUGAACACUCGUAAGAGUCCUCUGACACGCAAGGACAGUGCCCCGUCCCCCAUCAAACACCGGGUGCCCGACACUCUGGACUCGUCCCCCAGCAGCAGUAGCACACCAGUGUCUGGCUGCAGCUCGCCUAACGACAGUCUACCCAAUGAGAACGGAGUGCUGCAAUCUGUUGGCGGGCUGUCCCAUGAGGUUAUUAUCCGAUUGGCCCAGAGACUGCUGCUCCAGGAUGGGUCUCUAGCCCACUUCACCGUCCAGAGUUCCUCAGUCCUACCCACCAUCACCCUGGGCCUGCCAGCCAAUGCCAGGAGUGAUGGAGACUUGUCCCCUCUGAAGGUGGGUCGGGUGCCUAUGGUGACGGGAGGCCAGUCUGUCUACCUUCCCCUGGGGAGGGAGGAGCAGAGUGGGUCGCUGUCCCCUCACUUCCAGCCUGUCCUCAUCCUGGAGCCCUCCGGACUGGUGCACGCCCCAAUGCUCACUGUUCCAGGCCUGGGCCCUGUUCCUCUGCAGUUUUCCCCCCAGAUGGAUCAUCUGGCCCCGGAAGGGGGCCCUCACAAGCCUCUGAGCCGGACUCGCUCAGAGCCCCUGCCCCAGAGCCCCAGAUCCCUUCACCCCCAUCUGCUGCAGCAGCACCACAACAGCCAACUAUUGGAGAGACUUAAACAGCAGACACAUCUGGGAAAGCUGAUGUCUAAGACCAGUGAGAAGCCUCGUCUCAAACAGAUCCCCUCAGAGGACAUGGACUCUGAGGAGGUGGGGCCAGCGCCCAGCGAUAUCUAUCAGGGCAGAUCAAGGGCGGAGUCACUGAGGGAGGCGGAGCUCGUGUCUGCGGCAGACAGCCAGGGAGGACAGAUCAACCUGCAACACACACUCAUACUCAACCAGUCAUUGCUAUGGGAGAAACAGAAACAGCUGCAGCAGCUGCGUCGCCAGACAGCCCACAUGGAGACACUGGCAGUACCCAUUAUGCUUGGCGGUGCCCACCGCCCCCUCUCCCGUACCCAGUCCUCGCCAGCCUCCACAUCCCUCACGUUGCCAGACAAACCCCUACCCCUGUCCACCCCAGAACCACAGAGCAAACCACGCUUCACCACCGGUCUGGUUUAUGACUCUCAGAUGCUGAAGCACCAGUGCACAUGUGGUGACAACAGCAGCCACCCAGAGCAUGCUGGGAGGAUCCAGAGUAUCUGGUCACGUCUCCAGGAGAGAGGUCUCAGGGGCCAGUGUGAGACUAUCCGAGGUAGGAAGGCCACUCUGGAGGAGCUGCAGUCGGUCCAUUCAGAGCGUCAUGUCCUUCUGUAUGGCACCAACCCUCUCAACCGUCUCAAACUGGACAACCGCAAGCUGUCCGGCAUUCUCUCUCAAAGGAUGUUUGUGAUGCUGCCAUGUGGAGGAGUAGGGGUGGAUAAUGACACAAUCUGGAACGAGUCUCAUACAUCCACGGCGUCGCGCAUGGCUGCAGGCAGCGUCACAGAGCUGGCCUUCAGAGUGGCCAAAGGAGAACUCAAGAAUGGCUUUGCAGUGGUGAGACCCCCGGGCCACCAUGCUGACCCCUCCAACCCAAUGGGUUUCUGCUAUUUCAACUCAGUGGCCAUUGCAGCCAAACAGCUGCAACAGAAACUGAGUGCCAACAAGAUCCUCAUCGUUGACUGGGAUGUUCACCAUGGUAAUGGGACCCAGGAAGUGUUUUACAAUGAUCCCAGUGUGCUGUAUAUCUCACUGCAUCGCUAUGACGAUGGCAACUUCUUCCCUGGCAGCGGCGGGCCGGCUGAGGUGGGAUCUGGUGCUGGAGAGGGCUUCAAUGUUAAUGUGGCCUGGACUGGAGGUCUGGACCCCCCUAUGAGUGAUGCUGAGUACAUCACUGCUUUUAGGACGGUGGUGAUGCCCAUAGCUCAGGAGUUCUCCCCUGACGUGGUCCUGGUCUCCUCGGGGUUCGAUGCAGCAGAGGGACACCCUGCACCUCUAGGGGGUUACAAGGUCACCUCCAAAUGUUUUGGGUUUCUUACCCGGCAGCUGAUGGGUCUGGCUGGAGGCCGGGUGAUCAUGGCUCUGGAGGGAGGUCACGACCUCACGGCCAUCUGUGACGCCUCUGAGGCCUGCGUCAGCGCUCUGCUGGGUAUUGAGGAGCCUCUGUCAGAGGAGGUGCUGCUGCAGAAGCCCAAUGCUAACAGUGUUCGCUCGCUACUGAGAGUCAUACAGAUACAUGGUCAGUAUUGGCAGUCCCUGAAGCUGUUCAGUAGCUCUGUGGGACUGUCCUACCUGGGUGCUCAGAGGAGAGACUGUGAGGAGACUGAUGCUGUCAAUGCUCUGGCCUCUCUGUCUGUGGGGGUCCUGACCAGCAGGAGCCACCCAGACGAGCCUAUGGAGCAAGAUGAGGACUCCAUGUAGAAGAUGCUGACCUUUAACCUCACAGACCUCUCCUUCAGGACAUCCCAAUAGCCUCGGAGAUCCUUCCCUGUCACACGACGAGGGGGAGGAGUGUAGAUUGUGGAUCUCUGCCUUAACCAAUGAGGCCCUAAAAUCACACAGUGCCUCAAAGACCACCGUCCAUUCUCCUCAGACUAUAUGCAGCGCACCUUAACACAGUGAAGAAUGAACUCAACACAGUGGAACUCAUGUAGCCUUCUGACACCACACCAAAGCCCUGUCAGUGUAUAUGUGAGAUAAAAGAUAUACACAUACAACUGAUUAUUAAACUAACUCUGUCCAUGGUCAGCAAUACAGAAUCAUUUAUAUUGUGUGUAUUCAGAAGGAUACCAGCCCGGUGCCGUGAUAUUGACCACUUUUUGGCCUUUUCAAAACUUUUUUAUUUUUACAGUAAAGCAAUACUAGCACCAGGUCUGUGGGUGUCUCUUGUUGUGUCAGUGAGCAGAGCAGACACCAGUCAGUGGCUCUGAGGAUGGCCCUGGAGAGAGAGGGAGAGACCGAGACCGACCAGCACCUGGCAACUGCUGAAUGGCUCAGUCAAUCCUUGAUGAUGUCAUUAAUAUUCAGUUUAACCACUAAAGAAGAAAAUGAAGAUGUGGUUUUAUCUGUUUUUGCACUGUGCAUUCCGUAAUGUGAACCGUUGAAAAUUCCAAACGUCGAGGGGGGGGGGGCUCUAGAUUAUUUAAUUAUCUGUUCAACUUUGAGGAUUGGAAGAUAUUUUUCUCCUCUGAAAUCCACUCACAUUCUAAGAAGACUCAUGCAUGUAUACACAAAUUAGUAUUUCUAAGUGCAUUUGCAAAAACUUCCUGUUUGCCCUGAUUGUAUUCUGAUUAUUCCACUGCUGUUCUUAGACAUGUCUUUAUACAUUGUUCACAUGGACACAUGUCUUUAUACAUUGUUCACAUGGACACAUGUCUUUAUACAUUGUUCACAUGGACACAUGUCUUUAUACAUUGUUCACAUGUCUUUAUACAUUGUUCACAUGGACACAUGUCUUUAUACAUUGUUCACAUGGACACAUGUCUUUAUACAUUGUUCACAUGGACACAUGUCUUUAUACAUUGUUCACAU
Molecule: messenger RNA, 4371 nt
Organism: Oncorhynchus nerka (sockeye salmon)
Lineage: Eukaryota; Metazoa; Chordata; Actinopteri; Salmoniformes; Salmonidae
Product: histone deacetylase 7-like
Exons: 26
Coding region: 376-3261 (961 amino acids)
Biological process (GO): negative regulation of transcription by RNA polymerase II
Cellular component (GO): histone deacetylase complex
Molecular function (GO): transcription factor binding; histone deacetylase activity
Source: RefSeq, a predicted model, not a curated record